Messenger RNA from Daldinia caldariorum, 2160 nucleotides. RefSeq names its product glycoside hydrolase family 20 protein. The transcript has 3 exons. Gene Ontology annotation, molecular function: beta-N-acetylhexosaminidase activity. Gene Ontology annotation, cellular component: membrane. NCBI's taxonomy places the organism in Eukaryota, Fungi, Ascomycota, Sordariomycetes, Xylariales, Hypoxylaceae. The record is from RefSeq and is a predicted model, not a curated record. Gene Ontology annotation, biological process: glycosaminoglycan metabolic process; carbohydrate metabolic process. The coding region runs from base 228 to 1979 and encodes 583 amino acids.
GGCAAGAAACAAACCAAAAUCAAAUAAAAAUCCUACCCUGGUCUUCGAAUCGGGCUUAUCGUCACAGCCCGUUGGACGCGUCUAGCCGGGGAGGACGCAUUCAUUGGAGAAGAUCUGAAUUCAAGAUUAGUCUCCACUUCUAAAAUCAUUCAUUAACACCAUAUUUCCUUGGUAUUUCUUUUUUUUUUCUGGGUUUCACGUUCCACAGCCUUCAAACAUCCGGCGCCAUGUUGUCGAACGCUGUUCUCUCAUUGUUUUUGCUUACCGUCACGUCGGUCCACGCUAUUUGGCCGGUUCCCACGUCCAUUAGCACGGGCAACUCGACGCUAUGGAUAAGUGACAUCGUGGUAGUCACGUACAACGGAGAGAAAAUCCCUUGGAUUAAGCAAUAUGUCCCGCUCGUAGGCAACAACAAAUUCUCCAGCAAGGAAAUCGUCAAGGGAGGAGUCGCGCGUACGGCAAAAAAUAUCCUGGACAACAACUUUGUCCCGUGGAAGCUGUACCCGCGGAUGGCGCUCGAGCAAACGGAGCCGAGCCCCUGGCAGCAUAAAAUUUACAUAACUCGGCUCGAUAUCGUCCAGACCGAGAAAGACACGGAAAAGACGUUCAAACCCCUUGCUGGCGAAGUCGACGAAUCGUACGAGCUGACACUUAACGCCAACGGCAAGGCCAAGAUCACAGCCGUCUCCUCCACCGGCGUUCUCCGAGCCCUGGAGUCUUUUUCUCAAUUGUUCUUCCAGCAUUCCAAGGGUGCUAUCUACACCAGGUUGGCCCCGGUGAAGAUCAGCGAUGCGCCUCAAUACGACCACCGCGGUCUCCUCUUGGAUGUCUCGCGAGACUGGCUUCCUCUCGACGCCAUCUACCGAACUAUCGAUGCCUUAUCGUGGAGUAAGAUGAACCGACUCCACAUCCACGCUACGGACUCGCAGUCCUGGCCGCUGGAGAUCCCCUCGAUGCCGGAACUCCACCAGAAAGGUGCGUACGCUCGCGGAAAGACGUACUCGCCUAGCGAUAUAGCAGCCAUCCAGACGUACGCGAUCCAGCGCGGUGUGGAAGCGUAUAUCGAGGUCGACUCUCCCGGCCACCUGGGCGUCGUGGCCCUAUCGCACCCCGACCUGAUCACGGGCUGGGGCGCCUCUCCAUGGACAACUUACUGCGCCGAGCCUCCGUGCGGCCAGCUGAAGCUCAACGAGCCCAAGGUGGACCCCUUCCUUGACAAGCUCACGGACGACCUCCUGCCGCGGCUCGCGCCUUACUCGGCUUACUUCCACACCGGCGGCGACGAGGUCAACUUCAACGAGUACAACCUGGACCCCACGGUCGGCACCAACGACACCUCCGUCAUCGUGCCGCUCCUGCAGAAGUUCGUCGACAAGCACCACGCGCGAGUGCGCAAGGCCGGCUUGACGCCGAUCGUCUGGGAAGAGAUCCCCGCCAACUACAACGUUUCCAUCGGCGAAGACGUCGUGGUGCAAUCCUGGCUCGGAGACGCGGCCAUCAAGAGCCUGACUGCCAAGGGCCACAAGGUCAUCACCAGCAACUACAACUACUGGUACCUCGACUGCGGCCGCGGGGCGUGGCUCAACUUCGCCGAGGGCGAGUCCUUCGCGGAGAACUGGCCGUUCAACGACUGGUGCGGGCCGACCAAGGGCUGGCGCCUGAUCUACUCGUACGACCCGCGCGCGGGGCUGACGGACGAGGAGGCGAAGCUCGUCAUCGGCGGCGAGGUCGGGGCGUGGGCGGAGAUGAUCGACGAGGUCAACCUCGACAGCAUCCUGUGGCCGCGCUCCAGCGCCGCCGGCGAGGUGCUCUGGUCCGGCCGCCUCGACGCCCAGGGCAACAACCGCACCCAGCUCGACGCGGGGCCGCGUCUGGCCGAGUUCCGCGAGCGGCUCGUGGCUCGUGGCGUCAGGGCCGAUCCCAUCCAUAUGGUGUUUUGUACGCAGGGCAUGAGCUCCGACACGUGUCUUUUCCAAUAAAGGGGUUUUGUUUGUUUGCUUGCUUACUUGCUUUGCUCGUCGCCUCUGGUUGAAAAAAAAAAUUAUCAUCACGCAUUCAAUACAUACCUCAUAUACCUAGGUACCUACCCUAACCUAACCGAAGGCGAAUUCGCUCGUCGCGUCAAAGACCAAUCUUCUCGUAAUAUACUUGAUACUUUUG